AAUGACAAUCCCUAUUUGCACCCAACCCACGCACAACCCUCCUCGCUCAAGAGACUACUAGGUACUAACCCUAAAUCGUUCUCUCAGUUCUGUACCAUAUCGAAAAAAGCAAAAGAACCUUCUCCCAACUCCGCCGCCCCACCUUCACCCCCACGACACGAUCAACCACCACUGGAACACCGUGCAUCACCCGACUCAGUGAUUACAGCAUCAAUGACCUCAAUCGACACGCAAACAAGUUUUUCUUGUUAGACCUUGUGGUGCCAUGGUCAUUCAGCAGCAAUCAAGAAGCUGGGUCAGCAUUAGCUGCUGUUGACAAAGCUUGCUACGCGUUUUUAGUUUCACUGCCUCUUCGAAUCUGACUGCCAGAACAUUGUAGAAGCAAUUCAUAUCCAGUAGGGUUCAAGGACAAGUGAAUUGGGAAUAAUCAGCUAGAGAUGGUUGGGAAUUCAUUGGUUCAAUUUGUCAGUUGCCCUACUGUUUUGUCUUCGUCUUUGAUUACUAGCACAUGCAGUUCUUCAAAAUUCUUGUCUUAUCUGCCACCGAAAUCACAAAAACAACUCUUUAGAGUAAGAGCUACAUCAUCCGCUGAUGCAGGGCAUACCCAGUCACCCUCUUCUUCUAAAGAAAAGAAUCCUUUUGGGGCUAUUUUGGAUGUUCCUCGAACCAUUUGGAGGCAAACAUUUCGUCCGCUGAGCGAUUUUGGGUAUGGCAAGAGGAGCAUUUGGGAAGGUGGAGUUGGAUUGUUUCUUGUGUCUGGCACAGUACUUCUUGCUCUUAGUAUAGCUUGGUUGAGGGGGUUUCAAUUGCGGUCCAAGUUCAGGAAGUAUCUGGCUGUGUUUGAGUUUGCUCAGGCUUGUGGGAUUUGCACUGGUACACCAGUUAGGAUAAGAGGGGUCACCGUCGGUAAUGUCAUUCGUGUUAAUCCUUCCUUGAAAAGUAUUGAAGCAGUUGUUGAGGUUGAAGAUGAUAAAAUAAUCAUACCUCGAAAUUCACUGGUUGAGGUGAACCAAUCUGGGCUUCUCAUGGAAACUCUGAUUGAUAUUACACCUCGGGAUCCAAUCCCCACACCUUCAGUAGGACCUCUUGACAAGGAAUGUGUUAAAGAAGGUGUAAUUGUAUGCGACAGGCAGAAGAUAAAGGGAUAUCAAGGGGUAAGUUUGGAUGCGCUGGUUGGUAUAUUUACUCGCCUUGGACGUGACGUUGAAGAAAUUGGUAUUGCCAACGCCUAUUCAUUGGCUGAACGAGUUUCAUCUGUUGUUGAAGAGGCAAGGCCACUUCUUACAAAGAUCAAAGCCAUGGCUGAAGAUGUUCAACCUUUGCUAGCUGAGGUUCGUGACAGUGGGUUGCUGAAGGAAGUUGAGAGUUUAACAAAAGCCCUUACAGAAGCCUAUGAUGAUUUGAGAAGGGUGCACUCAUCCAUUAUGACCCCUGAGAACACCGAACUAAUUCGGAAGUCCAUAUACACCCUUAUUUUCACUUUGAAGAAUGUUGAGAGUAUAAGUUCUGAUAUUUUGGGAUUUACUGGUGAUGAAGCUACAAGACAGAAUUUAAAAUUGCUUAUCAAGUCUCUCAGCAGGCUAUUGUGAAGCCCAAUGGAAAGUUAGACAUAGGGCAACAAAUUCACUCAUAAUAGUGUUUUGGUCCCUGCUGUUUCAGAUGGGAGAAACUCUUGAGUGGCUUCUUUUUUUUCAGGUUGCUAUGGCAGGGAUAGUCUUGUAUGGUGCCACCUAUUGCAUUGUGUUAUGAGGUUGGGAAGUCAAACCUAAGUUUUUCUGGAAGUUUUAUCUUUUGCUCGUAAUUUAGAAUUGAAUUGAUGUUUGUCGAGGCUUUCCUUUGUAGGGGCCUCCAAUUGUUAUAGAAAUCAUAUUUUCUGGCUUCUCAACUUUGUAUUGUGGAGUGUCGAGCCAGAAAUCAGUUCUGAGCUGCAAGUUGAAAUCAGAAGUUUAGGUGGGAGCCGUAACCUUUCAUUUCAGGAAGUAUGUGAACACUAUUGAUUAAUUUUCCGUAAGACUAUGAUGUGAAUUUGUCCAACUUCUUUCAACUGCCAAUUGAUUUACCCUGAAGUAAAAAUCAAUUCAGUUAUUAU
Messenger RNA from Camellia sinensis, 2089 nucleotides. Lineage: Eukaryota; Viridiplantae; Streptophyta; Magnoliopsida; Ericales; Theaceae. The record is from RefSeq and is a predicted model, not a curated record.